CAUGGCCGUCCAGAGGAUCCUGGUGGAGGAGUACGAGAUCAACGCCACCAUCAUGCUCGUCACGGCGGGCGUCGGCAUCAUCGUCAACAUCAUCAUGGGAGCUGCGCUCCAGAUAGGCGGCGUUCCGCACGGCCAUUCGCACGGCUCUUCGCACGGUUCGGACCACGGGUCGCCCUCCAAGGACUCGGACGAGGAGCGGGAAACGGACGGUUUUCAGUCCCCGGUGAGCUCCGUUGCAGCCAAGGGCACGGGCAACAUCAACGUCCGCGCCGCACUGAUCCACGUCAUCGGAGACUUCCUCCAGAGCCUGGGCGUCUUUGUGGCCGCCCUCAUCAUCUACUUCAAGCCCGAGUACCGGAUUGCGGAUCCGCUCUGCACCUUCCUGUUCUCGGUACUGGUUCUGCUGUCCACGGUGGCCAUCCUGCGCGAGGCCCUCACGGUACUGAUGGAGGGCAAGCCGAACAGCAUCGACUUUCGCCAGGUCCAGGAACUGCUUGCCCGGCAGCCCGGCGUGUACCAGGUCCACAACCUGCGCAUCUGGGCCCUGUCUAUGGACAAGAUCGCCCUCUCCGCCCACAUCGUCAUCCGGCCCAAUGAAGACGCGAUGCACACCCUCAAGGCCUGCUCCCGGCUCAUUCGCUCCAACUACGACAUCUUCGAGCUCACGCUGCAGGUGGAGGAGUACCACGCGGUCAUGGACGACUGCGUCAAGUGUAACGGCCGCCAGAAGUGAUUCAACGACCCGCAAGUUAACCCGCGACAACCAAGGCCCCGGAAAGGGUGCUGGCCCGAAAGGCGCGCGAUGUGCUUCACAGAGGAGUCGCGAGCUACGUCGUUCACAAGAUGCAACCGCGGACAUCCACACGCGUUUCGCGGCCUUUCCAUGGACGUUUUACGACAAUUUCCUGGAUGUUUUAUAGAGGCGUUUGAUACGCGUUCCAUGGUAAUUUUACGGACGUUUUGUCUUCCGUAACGCGUUAUUGUGCACACAGCCCACCUUCCCCAAUGAACCUCCCCAGGUUCAUUUGCGAUGCUCUCUGCCGGAGACGGUAUGAGGAAAUGGAGCUGUACCAUGCGUCAUUGGCUGUGUGGCAUAACGAAGUUGCAAUUUAUGUAAUCGUUUUCCAGCGGAGAGAACAAAUGAAGCUGGCUUUCAACCGUCCCAGUUUUUUUUAGAAGAACUGUCGAUAAAGCAGCUAAUGAUUGACACGAUCAGUGUCGCUGGAACGGAUGACUUCAUCGUCUCAAAUGCUUCUAAGUCUCACUACAUCUAUGAAGGGAAAAAAUGUUAUUUGUUUAUUAGAGUAGACAAGUCGCUGCAGAUGCCCGUUGAAAAGCACUCCUUGUGGAGUGUCAGAGCAAGUUCGGACGUGUUACAAAUUCCUUGUAAAUAAUUACUGCGAUAGUUUCCCUCAUCUUAGCAAGUAUAGCAAUCAAACGACUGCACGUUAAAAUGUGGCCAUACACGGAUGAGCGACGUUUCACUAGUGACCUCGAGUACUGCUAGCGCCGUGUUCGGUUGGCAGACAGCGGUCGUGGCGGGACUAUGGAAUGAACGUCGUCGAAGCUACUUGCCGCCAUUUUGGUGCGGCAGCUGAGGUCACGUGGCCCGGAAAUUUCGUGUAGUUCUUGACGUUGUACUCACGCAAUUUAAGAGCGUUUUUAGUGCCCUCUUUUUAGCACAAUUGAAAUAAAUCUGUAUUUUUUUAUUGCGGCAUCUUUUA
Ixodes scapularis (black-legged tick) is the source of this 1724-nucleotide messenger RNA. Its product is annotated as zinc transporter 2. Gene Ontology annotation, cellular component: plasma membrane. Gene Ontology annotation, biological process: response to zinc ion; zinc ion transmembrane transport. The transcript has 4 exons. Bases 2 to 733 code for a protein of 243 amino acids. NCBI's taxonomy places the organism in Eukaryota, Metazoa, Arthropoda, Arachnida, Ixodida, Ixodidae. Gene Ontology annotation, molecular function: zinc ion transmembrane transporter activity. The record is from RefSeq and is a predicted model, not a curated record.